This is a messenger RNA of Carcharodon carcharias (great white shark), 3605 nucleotides long. It is a transcript of the gene rel, whose product is annotated as v-rel avian reticuloendotheliosis viral oncogene homolog. Gene Ontology annotation, biological process: cellular response to stress; innate immune response; canonical NF-kappaB signal transduction. The transcript is spliced from 11 exons. Gene Ontology annotation, molecular function: RNA polymerase II cis-regulatory region sequence-specific DNA binding; DNA-binding transcription factor activity, RNA polymerase II-specific. The record is from RefSeq and is a predicted model, not a curated record. Lineage: Eukaryota; Metazoa; Chordata; Chondrichthyes; Lamniformes; Lamnidae. Gene Ontology annotation, cellular component: cytoplasm. Bases 194 to 2116 code for a protein of 640 amino acids.
AGUUGAGAUUUGCAAUGCGGUAGGAACGUCAGCGAGUUUCUGAGGAGGCGGAGGGGAAUUUCCCUGCUGAACUUCAUUACAAUCUCACAGUACCUCUCCUAACUUUGCAACCAGUACGUUUAAGAGUGAGGACAGCAUAGUUACAUAGCGGAAUAAUUCUGUGGGCUAUAAAAGGGGAGCGAGGUAAACUGCCAUGGACGUGCGAGGUCACCUGCCUGCUAUGUCAAGGCUUCCCCUUCAAGGUGAACCUUAUGUCGAAAUUGUUGAGCAGCCCAAACAACGUGGUAUGCGUUUCCGGUAUAAGUGUGAAGGACGAUCAGCUGGUAGCAUUCCUGGGGAGCACAGCACAGAUAAUAAUAGAACAUAUCCUUCCAUACAGGUCGUAAACUAUUUUGGAAGAGGGAGAGUUUUAGUUACUUUAGUAACGAAAGUUGAACCCUUCAAGCCCCAUCCACAUGACUUGGUUGGGAAAGACUGUAGAGAUGGGUACUAUGAAGCUGAUUUUGGCCCUGACCGUAGAAUUCUUUGUUUUCAGAACUUGGGAAUUCAGUGUGUAAAGAAGAAGGAAGUAAAAGAGGCAAUUCAGCGACGCCUCACCCGCUUUACGGUUCCACAGGAGCCGCUGCUUCAGGUUGAAGAUUAUGACCUGAAUGUGGUGAGGUUGUGUUUCCAGGUGUUUCUUCCUGAUGAACAUGGCAGCUUCUCAAGAGCUCUUCCACCAGUUGUCUCAAACCCUAUAUAUGAUAACAGAGCACCAAACACAGCAGAGUUGAAAAUUUGUCGUGUCAAUAAGAAUACAGGUACUGUUAAAGGAGGAGACGAAAUUUUUCUGCUGUGUGACAAGGUUCAAAAAGAUGAUAUUGAAAUUCGUUUUUUCACUCACAAUUGGGAGGCCAAGGGUUCGUUUUCACAAGCUGAUGUCCACCGACAAGUUGCCAUUGUCUUUCGAACGCCGGCAUAUUGCCAAACAAACAUCACUGAGCCUGUAUCAGUGAAAAUGCAGCUUCGGCGACCUUCGGAUCAGGAAGUCAGUGAAUCUAUGGAAUUCAGAUAUCUUCCAGAUGAGAGAGAUAACUGUUUUUCUGAAAAACGAAAGAGGACAGCAGAUGUUUUCCAAAAGUUGCUGCAGGACUGGGCACCUGCAGAUGUACAAUGUAUGCAAAACCGAGCAGACAAAAUGGUUGGUGUGCCUCCUGCAAGAAGAGCCUAUGCACUCUCAAAGGCCAUUAAACAAGAGCCUCAGGACCCAUUUAUUGGACUACAACAGGCACAAGUAAUGCCAAAUCAGCAGCAUACUAAAAGUUUGGCGGCUAUGAAUCAGAAUCAUCAUAUUUUUAAUAACACAGUUUUCAGAAAUUCAAACCAGAUUUUCACUUCUGCCCAACAAACAUUGGUAUCUACAACCACAACACCACCUGCCCCUCCAAGCUGGCAUCAGAUACCUUCUUACAACACUCUAAAAGGGGAUUUGCAUCCACAUACUCCUGCAAAUCAUAAUUCCUUGCCAGUGCUCAGUGAAGAUGUGCUGAAAUGUUUGGAACCCCCUACACAGAACUGUCCUGUAGAUUCAUUAGGGUUUAGACACGAUAUCAGCAACAAUGGCAUCGGAGCUCAAUGCAUUCAACAACCUACUGUUUUAAGCACUUCCAAUGCAAUUGUAAAUCAGAACCCUCAAGUAAAUAUGCAGAUACUUGCUGGUAAUAACAUUGACCAUAAUGAUGUACAUUUGGUAAGUACAAACUGUGAACAAGCUGCAUCCAUUCCAGGUCUAUGGAAGCUAUCAAAUCAGCAACAACCGCCAUCCAUUCAAAGUGUUCAGUUAUCUCAAAAUACCUUGGGAAACACUGCUGCUAUCAAAACUGCUCAAGCAAAUUCACAACUACCCACUGACAUUCGUAUAGAUGGUGUCCUUGGACAACUGAACAAUGACCUACCUUUCAAUGGAGGCAUGCAGAUGACGGACAGCAUGACAAAUAAUAUGUUCAAUGUUGAUGGAAUUGAAGGUAAUGAUUGUAUGAAUCCAGUAGCCUCAGACCAUGUGGACCUGGCUUUCAUUAAUGAAUUUCCGACUCCUUCUGAAGAUUUCAAUGACUUCAUUCAGUCUUUUUGUCAGUAAAAGGAAGUGACAUGCUAGGUGGAAUCAUGUGCCCAUUAAGAAUAGGGCCCCAACCCCACACUUGACCAUCAACACACGGGCCAUCCUGAUAUUUCGGGAGGCAGCCUCCUGAUUGGCCAGCUGCAGGUCUGCUGUCCAAUUGGGUUCCUGAAGCAGCAGACCCAAUCAUAGCACCUGCAGUCAUGGAAGGAUGGCAGCCCCACCGGCAAAGGUGGGUUCUGCUGCUGCAGGAUAGGGACCACAAGGGUUCCACUAUCUUUAGGCACCCUGUGAAGAGUUCCCUCCAAGUCACACCAUGGAAAUAUGUCACUGUUCCUUCGUUGUCAGUGGGUCAAAAUCCUGGAACUCCCUUCUUACCCACACUGUGGGUUACCAUGUGGACUGCAGCAGUUCAAAGUGGUGGCUCACCACCACCUUCUCAAGAGCAAUAAAUGCUAUGAAGCUCUCAUCCCAUGAAUGAAUAAAAAUAAGUAAAUUAAAAAAAAUUAAACUAGCACCCAGACUAUCCCUUAACUUUCACCAUGAAAGUUGGUCACCUUGGUGGAAGCCUCAGGCCAGCCACACCAGGAGGAUCUUGACGGUGUCCCGAGACAACUUGCAAAUGGUUAGUUAAUUAUUCAAAUUGGCCACCCAACCCUAACAGGUGGAUGAUAAUUACCAGUGAUGGCCUUCCUCUGUCAAGAUUGCCUGGAGUUGGGAACACAUCUGAUGGUUGACCUGACACCGAUGUGAACUUCUUCCCAGUCAAGUUUCAAGCCCAGCUCUGUGGGAUUAGGAAGAUUCCACCCAUUAUGUGUGGAUCGCUUCAGGAAAAUCAGUUGCUCCUUUUAGUUGAGGAUUGGCUACAGAUAUAUUAAAGUUAAGAAUGAUGUUACACCUUAUAGGAAAUGAAUUGGAAGUAGUGUCCAAAAGAAGUGGUUAAUACUAUUCCUCAAUCUCAGAUCUUGCAAUUCCAGAGUUUUAGUAUAAUCUGUUCAGCAAAUACUGAAACUUCCUAGUUUCCUAAAUGUAGAUGGUUGCUAUUCAGUGCUGUGUGAUUCAUUUUUUUCCAUUUUAUUACAGUAUUUAAGUUCUCAAACCAAGUGAAAGAAUAGCGUUAAAUUAGGAAAUUAGCACAACUUGGUGAAUUAUACAUUGUAAAGUUGUAAAUUCACUUUUAUAUAAAAAGGGAUUCCCCUUAAUGUCUGUAAUGACUGUGUCAAUCUCACUGUAUUUAGCACAUAAACUUUGCAAGGUAAGUUCUCAAAUUUAUAAAUUUGUUUAUUUUGGAAUUUGAAUGUAAAAUUGUAAUAUUGCUUGCUAUGAAAUUUUUGUGGUAUGGGAUUUUUAAAAAAAUCACUACCAUACCUGUACUGUAAAUAUUUUUCAAACUAUUUUCUCCGUUUUUCAGUGUUUAAUUGCUGUUUUUUUUAAAAUUAGAAUUACUGCUACUAUCACUGCAUGUAAUUUUAUUCCUUUGUAUCUUUAAAUAAAAUUAGUUCAAAAUUCA